Amphiprion ocellaris (clown anemonefish) is the source of this 6360-nucleotide messenger RNA. It is a transcript of the gene slc41a1, whose product is annotated as solute carrier family 41 member 1. Gene Ontology annotation, cellular component: plasma membrane. Gene Ontology annotation, molecular function: monoatomic cation transmembrane transporter activity. Gene Ontology annotation, biological process: monoatomic cation transport. NCBI's taxonomy places the organism in Eukaryota, Metazoa, Chordata, Actinopteri, Pomacentridae. The coding region runs from base 924 to 2579 and encodes 551 amino acids. The record is from RefSeq and is a predicted model, not a curated record. The transcript is spliced from 11 exons.
GCGCAUGAAGGCAGCCGGGCGGCGGGGGCCACUGAACGGGUGCGAUGUAACGGCGUCGGGUGAGACUGGGACGCAGCGUGCACCGCGCGGGAGGGAGGGUUUAACAUUAACCACUGUUUACCAUUAGGCAGCUGUGCACGGCCCCACCGUACAUAAGCCGUGCGCACCGGCGUCAACGCCUCAGUCUGAGCGCGUCCCCAGCAGGAGGAGAUCAUCCAGCCGGUGCUCGGACCCGACAUCACCUCUUCUGGACUCAGACACUGGAAGGUCCAGCCUGGUUGGAGAGAUACUUUUCCAUAGCUGGUAAUUCAAUCCUGAUAGUGUGGAUCUUUAAAUAUCUCCUUUAGGAACCUCCCAGCAGCCACGUGGUGUAAGGUGAGACAUUCCCUGCCCCGUGCACCAACCAGUCCUACGUGAUCAGAGGACUGAGAGCAUGACCGAUCCCUGGCAAUAUCUGGCCACUGCAGACCUCUGAUUGUAUGAUUCAUCAGCUCGUACUGAACUUUAGAGGACUGUUUACCAGCGACUGUAGGGGAUUUCUGUGGUGAAUCCCCCAGCCCACGUUUGUCCUUUCCCAUCUGUUUUGAACCAGCAUGCCUUCUGUUUUUUGCUGGCCCACCCUGAGCACCUUGCAGUGAAUGGAGAACAUACUGGUUCUGCUUCCGAAGCACCGACAAGAACACGGGCUCUGCAGACACACAGCUGCAUGUGUCUUGCUGACUGCUUCCUCUAGAGCAGUUUUCUCUCAGUCUUUAAUAGCAACCCCCACUCCCUGUCAGCCUCUUUAAUGGGAUAAAUCAAUUGGACCGAUCAGGUUCAAAACCAGAUCAAGUGGCCAGUUUCAUUGUGACAUCUCCACAACCAUUAGGCCAAGAAACACUGACCUUUUCUUAUCAAGUCUGCUGUCUUCCUAAGGCUUCCGCAUGGUACUUUGGUCGAAAGAACAAGACAAACUCCCCGACAUUGACAUGUCCUCCGGGAACAUUGAGAUAAAGAAGGAGGGAGGCCCCCUGACCCCGGCCUUCCUCAACUCUAACUGCACCAUCCACCCGGGGAUCCUCACUAAGGGACCAGAGGAAGUGAGCCCAGGGUCUGGGGGAGAGUUCGAGCUCACUGAGGUCACGUCUUUCACAGAGAGGGCCGGUGAGAAUGGGGGGGAUGAGGAGAGGUCCGAGAUUGUCGUGGCAAUAGACUGCCGGGCUAACGCGAAGGGUCAGCGGGAAGAGGAUGCUCUCCUGGAGAAUGCGAGCCAGAGCAAUGAGAGCGAUGACACCAGCCAUGAUCAGAGCCCCGAACCCUCAGCGCCACUCAAGGAGACCUCCUUUUCCAUCGGCCUACAGGUGGUCUUUCCCUUCCUGCUGGCCGGGUUUGGGACAGUGGCAGCGGGAAUGGUGCUGGACAUCGUUCAGCAUUGGACCGUGUUUACAGAGGUGUCAGAGGUCUUCAUCCUGGUUCCAGCGCUCCUGGGGCUCAAAGGCAACUUGGAGAUGACGCUGGCCUCUAGACUUUCCACAGCGGCUAACAUCGGUCAGAUGGACACAGCCAAGGACAUGUGGAAAAUGAUCAUGGGGAACUUGGCCCUCAUCCAGGUCCAGGCCACGGUGGUGGGAUUUCUUGCAUCCAUAGCUGCUGUGAUCUUCGGUUGGAUCCCAGAGGGGCACUUCAGGCUGGGCCACGCAGUGCUGCUGUGUGCUUCCAGUGUGGCCACAGCCUUUAUCGCCUCUCUGCUGCUAGGUCUCAUCAUGAUCGGUGUGAUCAUAGCAGCCAGAAAAGUCGGCAUCAACCCUGACAACGUGGCCACACCCAUCGCUGCCAGCCUGGGAGACCUGAUCACCCUGUCCCUGCUGGCUGGCAUCUCCACAGGACUCUACAAGGAGCUAGAGUACAAUGACUAUGCCAACCCACUGGUGUGUGCGGCGUUUGUCGCAAUGUGCCCAUUAUGGGUGCUGAUUGCCAGGAAAAUACCAUGUACCAGGGAGGUCCUCUACUCCGGCUGGGAGCCAGUCAUUAUUGCCAUGGCCAUCAGCAGUGUCGGUGGUUUGAUCCUCGACAAGACGGUGACCAACCCCAACUUUGCUGGCAUGGCUGUCUUCACUCCAGUCAUCAACGGAGUGGGAGGCAACCUGGUGGCGGUUCAGGCCAGUCGUAUCUCCACCUAUCUCCACAUGAACGGUCUACCGAUGGGCGAUCCCAACCUCACCCCUAGGAAAUGCCCCACUCCCUGCGUCUCCUUCUUUGGCUCCAAUGUAAACUCUCGUUCAGCCCGUGUGCUCUUCCUCCUGGUUGCCCCAGGUCACCUCGUCUUCCUCUACACCAUCAACUCCCUGAGGGGUGGACACACCACCCUAACACCCAUCUUCAUCACCUUCUACCUGGCUGCUGCACUGCUGCAGGUCAUGAUCCUACUUUACCUGGCAGACUGGAUGGUCCACUGGAUGUGGGGCCGAGGCAUGGACCCAGACAACUUCUCCAUCCCCUACCUGACUGCCCUAGGUGACCUGCUGGGGACUGGUUUCCUGGCCCUUUGCUUUCACAUGCGCUGGUUCAUUGGGGACAGAGAUACUAAUGUGGGCAACUGAUCGCAGGCAUAAACAAAUGCACAAAAUAAAACCUUUACAAAUACUGUACGCUUCCACGCAUGGGCAGUGACGUGCAUCAUUUGUAUGCCUGAACAUCAUCUGAAAGUGGACAUCUGCAAGAAAAGGGCUAGCCUCCUGUGGGGCUCUGAUUAAUGGUAUAGUGCACAUACCAUGUCAUCUUCAGGAUCUUAGGAUAUAGUUGUACUGCUGACACAGCAGCAGCCCACAAAUCCAGACAAUGUCUUUGUUUCACCAUAGAAACGGUGUAAACAUGCAUAUCUUCACCUCAGCCACCCAACGUGACCUGAAGACUCCUCUCCUCCUCCUCUGUUUUACAUCAUAAUUGACUUCUACCACUUUUAUUGUUAUACUAUUGACAAUUAUUUUUCGUAAAUAAUGUGUUUGAUAUGAAUCAGUGUGUUCUAUGUGCAUGGCCAGCCCUCAUUAUUUUCAAUGGGGACUUAAGCCCUCCUGUUUAUGAAGACUGAUUUUUAACACUUGAAACCACGACAGGAGACAGCAAAAAAUAUAUCCAAUUAAGCCUUGAAUGCUUAUUCACCAAGUGCCAUGUCAAACAUACAGAAUGAACAUUAUAUGAAAUAUAAUGUCAUUACUGAAUUAGUACAAUGCUUAGGUUCUAGUUUCAGUAGGACCUUCAGUCAGUCCACCAAAUGCUUUGAAUAGCCAUUCAUCAGAGGUUACACUACAAACAUUUUUUCCCAGAUCUGGUAACUACUGGGGUUAUGAAAUGUCCUCAUUGAGAGAAGAAAGUAAGCAAACACUUAAACUUUGGAAAAUAGUAUGUGGAAAAUGACUGUUGACUAGGAGAGUUUCCUUAAACCGACACACAAAAACGUGCCUCACUGUUUGUUGCAGCUCACUAGUGGAUAUCAAGAGGUUAGUGAUGUCUUAUUUUGAAACCAGUUAUUCCAGGAGAGAAUAGCCCCAGUUCCCCUGUCUAAAAACAUCUCCCAGUUCUUGUGCUUCCUAAGCCAGGCUUACAGUAAGUGACAAGAGGCUCAACAUGCUGCCGUUCACUGCUACAAAUUAGCAGUCCUUAGCCAUGGAGGCCACUGUGUUCACACAUGGUGCAGAGGGUAAAAUUAUGUUAAGCUGCCUUAAGCAGGAUUUCAGGUGUUCACUCAGGUUCAGCUGAACAGUCUGACACCAGGUGAAUGCUGAUAGUUCGUGUGGAUAUUUGAUUUAUUUUAUAUGAUAAAAUUUUAAUUUUCUCGUGGUGGCAAAGUUGAUCAUUCCAGUGAAAGAUAAACCAAUGAAAGUAUCAGGUCACAGGAAGUCUUUUUUUUAGUAUUUCCAUGUUGGUACAGACCUUUAGAUUUUGAUUUACCAAAAUAUAAGCAAAGUUUUUCAAGCUGUCUAAGAGCCCGUACACACCAGAAUUCAAAAUAGCUGCAAUAGUCAGUGAAAUCAGUUCAGAAUUGAUGUGUUUGACUCCAAAACACAUGUAGCCAUAGCUUAUUCACUCUUUCACACAUUCAUGUUUAUCCCUUAGAGUAUAAACUACAGACCCUGAGAAGGCAGUACAACAUUAUUUCAAGUUAACUUACUGUCCUAAGGGCAAGCACAAAUUCACUACGCUGAUGAGUCAGCAAGUCUCAUUAGGUGAACAUUUACUUCCCUUUCAUAAAUCUUUAUUAAGAUGUCAGGAAUGGUAAAAGGUUUAGUACACAGAACAAAAGAAAGAGAAGCUCAAAGCAGAGAGCUGUUGUUAGCAAGAAGUGUUAGUUUGUUUCCAGCUUACUAGCAUACUGCUGUAUCUAUACAUAGAACCAUAGAAAAUUUUUACAUGAAAAAUUCACUUUCCUGACUAGAUGCAAAUCAUCUUGACUGUACUGAGAAAACCAGUGGACAUGGUAGUUGUGCAGAGUUGCCAAGCUCCCAUCACCUGUUUCUCAAGGUCACACCAAUUCAUUUUGCUGUUGUAGUUCCUGGUGUGAUCGGGUGCCGAGGCUGAUUUCAUCGCAGAGUUUUUGUCUCUCUUGUUACACUCAAGAAUGAUAAAUAACAAUACUGUCUAAUCAGGGAUGAACCUGAACUUUUGUAAUUGAUUGGUUGAUGUUAAGUACCAUUAUAGUGACACAUUGGUUUAAUGCGGCAUGCCGCCCCAAAUACCUAAACCUACACAACCACACCAGCUAUCUGUCAUCACAUGAGCUGACUCGUGGGCUUACAAGUGAGGAGGAGAAUAGAAGAGAAAGUUGGUAGUCAUUUUGACAGAAUGUACGUACGUUGGCCCAAGAGAAACCUGCAAGUGAUGCUCGGCUUAGAAUGCGUGUGCAGAGCACAUAGGAUGAAUUUGCAAAUCAGAAUUAUUAGAUUUUUUUUGUGGUGUUACAGAUCUUUUCAAUGCAUCGAUUAUGUUGAAAUUGUGAUUUUGUUUAAGUAUCCCUUUCCUCCUUUUCUUAAUCCUUUUAACUCUUUACAAUUAUUGAUUUGUGUCCUGAAUUUAUUUGAGAAAACAACCACUGCAACCAUGAAGCAACUUCUCUGGACUGUUGAAAUGCAACAGUUUACUGUAAUCCGCAAACGUACCAUCAGAGGGCGCCACAGGGAUAUAAUUGUCUGUGUGUCCUCUGGUUACAAACCUACACUUGUCCACUCGGAGUCACCGUUCUCAAUUUGUGUGCUUUUAUGUGGUGUUUGAAUGGUGCAAAAUGUGCAUCCUUCAAUCUGUUCACUCUCAGUCUGUACCUUCCACUCUCUUGCUGACCAGGUGCCAGUGUUCAGACUCUACAUCAAUAGAAAGUUGUGAAUACUUCUAUAAGGGGACAAGUAAUGCUUUGUCUAUUUAUUUUUAGAAGCACACAAAGCAAAUUGUAUAUACUAUAUUUAUUCUAUAUAUAAGGUUGUUUAUUUUGUCUUUUCCACUCUAUUUCUUUGUCACCAUGUUGUAGUCACUUUUUUCAUCUCUUUCUGCUGUGCAAAAGACCACUAGAGCCUUUUACCACUCUCCAUAAUAAAAUGGCAGUAAGGCCAGUGACUAGCAGGGUGCCUAACAGCAGUCGUCACACACCUCACACAGAUGCACAUAUGUCCUGUCACAAGUGGGGAAGUAUACCUGUAAGAAAUAGAAUGGCCUCUUUCAGAUUCACAGUAACCAAUCAGGAGUUAGGUUCCCCACAGAGCCGUGUCUCUUUAAUCAUCUUUAAUUAACAAAUGAUGUACAGUAUGUUGAUUAUGAUGUGUAAUAUAACAGUGACUUUACAUGAUGUGGCAAGCAUUUGUUCAUGUGAAUCUGCAGAACUAUGGAUUUGGAUUUUGAAAACAUUUCAGCAGACUACAUCACAGAGCAUCUGGAAAGUCUGGAAUCAUGUUAAGCAUCUGUAGAACUAAGAUUCCAACCCACAAAUACAACAGAAAGCUUAAAAAAAGAGCAAAGUUCAGUGUCUCUUCUAUUUAUGAUUCCAGAUGUUCCCACUCUGUAUCUAACAUAGGUAACCUUUCACCUAUAACCCACCUACUGCCUCAUUAACUUCAGUGCUUUGACCCCUUGAGCCCCGGAUCUCAGUGGGAACCACCCUCAGGCUGCCAAGAUCCACAUCAAGAUCGAGUCGUUGACUGUAAACGCCCUCAUGUCCUAGUCAGUUUUGCUGCCUUUAAGGAAAAUUGAUGUAAAGACAUGCGGUCUAACGGGGUCUGAGGUCUUUGUUCAGUGUGUGUUCACUUGUAAAAGCCCUCCUCGGUGAAGCAGGAGAGAAGUUUUUCCCUGCAGAACUCUGUGAAAUGCUGGAAAUAAAGGACUAUAUUAUUUGAUACCAUC